AUGCUGGCUGCCCUGAGCCACAAGCUCGACUGGAAUCCGUGCAUGCUCCUCCGCGAGAUGGUCGCUUUCCUCCAAAAAGAGUUCGAUGAUGUGGAGGUGACACGGUUUAUCAACGGAAUUAAGAUCUACAUCGGGGCUGGGCUCGUCGCGGCCGUAGACCUCGACAAGUCAGAUGGUUCCGUCGCGGCCGGCGGACCCAUAUCCUCCCUGCCUGAAAAGAGCCCCACCAUCACCAGUGGCUGCAAGCCCAAACAUCUUGAUCGUUGA
Messenger RNA from Verticillium nonalfalfae, 267 nucleotides. RefSeq lists its product as uncharacterized. The coding region runs from base 1 to 267 and encodes 88 amino acids. The record is from RefSeq and is a predicted model, not a curated record. NCBI's taxonomy places the organism in Eukaryota, Fungi, Ascomycota, Sordariomycetes, Glomerellales, Plectosphaerellaceae. The transcript has 4 exons.